CUACCAAUUGCCGAAGAUUUAAUUGAUUCAAGCCCAAUUACGUCUCUUACUACAACAAUAUGGCGUCAACUGAUUCAUCGAAAGUCUUUGAUGCUCUGAUCGUAGGUGGAGGAAUAUCCGGACUUGCAGCCGCUCUCACACUGGCUAGGCAGCAACACACCGCAGUCGUUCUUGACUCACAGGUCUAUCGAAAUGCUCCGAGCCCACAUAUGUACAAUGUUCUAACAUGGGAUCAUGAAGACCCGCAAGACUUUCGGGCUGCAGCGAAGAAGAACAUCUUGGAAUACUACUCAACUAUUAACUUUCAAAAGGUCGAAGUUGUAUCUCUCGAGGAAGUCAAGAGCACCGCCACUCAGCAAACAUUCAGGGCCACGGACCGAAAUGGUGGAUCUUGGUUUGGAAGGAAAAUCAUCCUUGCUAACGGCGUCCGUGAUGUCUUUCCCGAUAUAGAAGGUUACGCGGAGUGUUGGGCUAAGGGAAUAUACCACUGCUUCUUCUGUAAAGGAUAUGAAGCAAAAGGUGUCUCGACGGCCGGGAUUUUGGCUCUUCCAGACCUAACCAGCGCUCCUGCCAUCUUGCACGCUGCUAGAACGGCAUCCCGGUUCGCAAAGUCUAUCACAAUCUAUACGCACGGCUCUCACGAGUUAGAGCAUGCUAUUCAAGAAGCUCAAAGAUCAAACCAGUUGUUCAAAGUAGACAACAGGAGUAUCACAAGGUUUGAGAAAGGACCAGGGUUUGCAGAUGUCAUAAUCCAUUUCGAAGGAGGCGAAAAGGCUACCGAGGGAUUCCUGGGACACAAGCCUAAAACAGAGCCGAAGGGGGACUUCCAUAAACAACUUGGACUCGAAAUGACUCCGAUGGGAGAUCCCGUAAGCAAACCUAUCUUCCUAGAAACGACAAGAAAGGGUGUCUUUGUGAGUGGGGAUGGAGCGUCCCCUAUCAAGAUCAUUCCACAGUCCCUAUUCUCUGGUUCGGCAGCAGCAGCGGCAGUCUGUGCGCAGAUUCAAGCCGAGGACGCCGGUCAACCUUGCAUUUUCUAACCGAUGGGGUGGAGGUAUCCUGUCAAGUAGCUUUCUUUAUCGAGGUAUAAUCGAUUCUAUUUCCCUUUUGUUUAUGAUUACUUGUAGUUGAUUGAUUACUGGACCUCAGCGACUUUUUCAGGCCAAUCUAGGUCAAAUAAGCGCAUGUACCUGGCGAGCGUACUAUUAGAACGUUAAGAUGAAGCAGUAUUGGUAUCAAAUUCCAGAUGGUCUGAUUGAUUGUGUUGAGGUCGUGAGAACGCGCUAUGCACGAAUAAUUACAGGAGAACAGAGUUUCCAGGCCACCUAACACAUGUAUAUUUACAAACAAUUGAUUCAGCAUCCAAUGGAUCAUGCCUACCUAACCUAUGUUACACCGCGUGGGCAUAAUUUCAUCAUUUUGAAGCUCGGAACCCGACCGGUAGCCGUGGCGGUGGCAGGUUCCAGUUGCAUAGGCGAGGCAAUGUACCACGGCC
This is a messenger RNA of Daldinia loculata, 1495 nucleotides long. RefSeq lists its product as uncharacterized. NCBI's taxonomy places the organism in Eukaryota, Fungi, Ascomycota, Sordariomycetes, Xylariales, Hypoxylaceae. Gene Ontology annotation, molecular function: oxidoreductase activity. Bases 60 to 1040 code for a protein of 326 amino acids. The record is from RefSeq and is a predicted model, not a curated record. The transcript is spliced from 2 exons.